Messenger RNA from Monodelphis domestica (gray short-tailed opossum), 5419 nucleotides. It is a transcript of the gene RASGRP1, whose product is annotated as RAS guanyl releasing protein 1. Gene Ontology annotation, molecular function: guanyl-nucleotide exchange factor activity; calcium ion binding. Gene Ontology annotation, biological process: Ras protein signal transduction. NCBI's taxonomy places the organism in Eukaryota, Metazoa, Chordata, Mammalia, Didelphimorphia, Didelphidae. Gene Ontology annotation, cellular component: plasma membrane. The record is from RefSeq and is a predicted model, not a curated record.
CUGUUUAGCUUGGUUUCCUUCGACAGCGGGAGGAGUGAGGGGCGGUGCAGCGCUGCCCAGGGAGGAGGAGAAAGAAGGAGGUGGUGGCGUGGUGUGGAGGCAGCUAUGCACCGCGCCCCGUGCCUCCCUCCCUCCGCCUUGCUAGGUGAGCUAGGCAGCCAAGCGCCGAGGCCAUGGCCAUGGGCACCUUGGGAAAAGCGAGAGAAACUCCGCGGAAGCCCUCGCAUGGCUGCCAUGCUGCCCCCAAAGCAAGACUAGAGGCGAAGCCAAGCAACCCUCUCCCCUCUCAUCCCAACUUGGCCCAAAUUGCUCAGUUCCGAAUGAUGAUGUCGCUGGGACAUUUAGCCAAAGGAGCCAGCCUGGGCGAUCUCAUUGAAACGUGCAUUCACUCUUUUGAUACAGAUGGAAACUUAUGUCGGAGUAACCAGCUGCUGCAAGUGAUGCUAACCAUGCAUCGACUUAUCAUCUCAUCUACAGACUUGCUCCAAAAGCUCAUCGAACUAUAUAAGGAUGCUUUGGCCAAGCAUUCAUCCGGGCUUUGUCUGAAGAUCUGCUAUUUUGUAAGAUAUUGGAUAACAGAAUUCUGGGUCAUGUUUAAAUUGGAUGCCAGCUUGACAAACACUAUGGAGGAGUUUCAGGAAUUGGUGAAAGCUAACGGUGAGGAGUUACACUGCCGCCUAAUUGACACAACUCAAAUCAAUGCCCGAGACUGGUCUAGGAAGCUUACUCAAAGGAUAAAGCCCAACACCAGUAAGAAACGGAAAGUCUCACUUCUCUUUGAUCAUCUGGAGCCAGAAGAAUUGUCUGAGCAUCUUACUUACCUUGAAUUCAAAUCCUUCCGAAGGAUAUCGUUCUCCGAUUAUCAAAAUUACAUUGUGAAUAGCUGUGUGAAAGAGAAUCCCACCAUGGAACGGUCCAUUGCCUUAUGCAACGGCAUAUCCCAGUGGGUACAGCUGAUGGUACUCAGCCGUCCCACCCCACAACUCCGGGCAGAAGUCUUCAUCAAGUUCAUAAAGGUGGCUCAGAAACUCCAUCAGCUGCAGAACUUCAACACGUUGAUGGCUGUGAUUGGAGGACUAUGUCACAGCUCCAUCUCCAGGCUGAAGGAGACAAGUUCUUAUGUUCCCCAUGAGAUCAACAAGGUACUCAGUGAAAUGACAGACCUACUGUCCUCUUGUAGAAACUAUGACAACUACCGGCGAGCCUAUGGGGAGUGCACCCACUUCAAGAUUCCCAUCCUAGGUGUACACCUCAAGGACCUGAUCUCCUUGCAUGAGGCUAUGCCCGAUUAUCUGGAAGACAGGAAAGUGAAUUUCCACAAGCUGCUCGCCCUCUACAACCACAUCAAUGAGCUGGUCCAACUGCAGGAGGUAGCACCACCCCUGGAGGCCAAUAAGGACUUGGUGCACUUGCUGACGUUAUCCCUGGAUCUCUACUAUACUGAAGAUGAAAUCUAUGAGCUUUCCUACGCUCGUGAACCAAGAAAUCACAAAGCGCCACCUUUAACACCUUCAAAACCUCCAGUUGUAGUAGACUGGGCCUCAGGAAUAUCUCCCAAACCUGAUCCAAAGACCAUCAGCAAACAUGUGCAGAGGAUGGUGGAUUCUGUUUUCAAGAACUAUGAUCAUGACCAAGAUGGAUAUAUUUCCCAGGAAGAGUUUGAAAAGAUUGCUGCUAGCUUCCCCUUCUCCUUUUGUGUGAUGGAUAAGGACAGGGAAGGCUUGAUCAGUCGGGAUGAAAUCACUGCCUACUUCAUGAGGGCCAGUUCGAUCUAUUCCAAGUUAGGCCUUGGCUUUCCUCAUAACUUCCAGGAGACAACUUACUUAAAGCCUACCUUCUGUGACAACUGCGCUGGAUUUCUCUGGGGAGUGAUAAAACAAGGUUAUCGGUGCAAAGAUUGUGGGAUGAACUGCCACAAACAGUGCAAAGACCUGGUUGUGUUUGAGUGCAAGAAGAGAGCCAAGAGCCCAGCUAUGCCAGCAGAGAAUAGCACCUCUGCUGGGUUAGCAUCUACCCUCUGCCCCCUUGGAGUCAAAGAUCCGCUACAUGGAUCUGAAGAAGGACCUUUCCUAGUGAAUGGGGAGAUGAUGGAACACAAUGAGGAGAGCAAGGAUCGAACAAUCAUGCUGAUGGGUGUGUCUGCUCAGAAGAUUUCUGUUCGGCUAAAACGGGCCAUGGUCCACAAGGGCACACAGACAGAGUCAGUCACUUGGGUUGGCCAUGAAGGCCCUAGUAGCCCCUUUAUGCUGUCUUCCCCAAGAAAGACAGCCCAGGACACUCUUUAUCUACUGCCCAGCUCCAUGUCUCCCUGCCCCAGCCCAGUCUUGGUCCGCAAGCGGGCUUUUGUGAAGUGGGAGAACAAGGAAUCCAUCACAAAAUCAAAGGAGGACCUCCGACACCUCAGACUCCCCACCUAUCAGGAUCUGGAGCAGGAAAUACACACUCUGAAGGCAGACAAUGAAGUUCUAAGGACUGAACUAAGAUUUGCUCAGAAGAAAAUUGAGUCUCUCCGGCUUGAAAGAAGCAACAAUCAUGUCCUGAGACAUAAUGAGCAUCAAAACUGCUCCUAAUCCUGAAGCUAGGAAAGCAUAGGAACCAUAUUAUGGAGAGUAGUAGAGCUCAACUUUCUCCAGAACUGCCAAAUACAAGGGAAUGAGGAAAAGCAAGGAUAUUGGGAUUUAGAGAGGUACUUUAAAAUAUAUGCCCUCUUUUCAGGAAAAACAUACUCUCAUUCCUCUUCCCCCUCAUUCGAGGAGGAAGUAUAUUCUUGAUGGGGUGUUCUCCAGAGAUGUCCUCCCCACCAGACAAUAUGUCAGCACUUGGUAUAACAGGCAUCUCCUUCUACUGCAAUCCUUCCCUUCCCCUCUCCAACUCCAGUUCCAGUCCAGGAGAGUUGAAAACCUCAUUACAGGCUCUUGACAAGGCUAGCAACUCUUUUCUUGAAAUACUGCUCUUAUGACUUCAGAUGAACUCUACACCUCUCAUAAUUCUAAACCUAGCCAUAAUUGCUCUAAAAUUUCUCUUCCCUGUGGGGCAGAAACUACUUUACCUGGGAUCAGGAUUCAUUUUGUCCCACCUAUUCAACUUGCUUCAAAUCUGCAACAGUGCCCUCUUUCUAUCAGAGAUAAGGAAGAGAAUCUGUUAGUAAGUCAGUAGACUAUGUUUGUCCUACAUAUCCCUUCUCCAGUGCUGGCACCCUUGAUCCUCAGUGAGCCAUUAUGGAUCAUCUUAACACCAGUAUUCCAUGUCUUUGGAGAAGACUGGCCAAACAUUCUGCCUUUUGAUGUCCCUAAGUUUCCCAAAAGAAUAGCCAUUUUCCUCCUCUCCCAUUCUUCCAAAUACUACUUCUUCCUCUAUCCACGGACAUUUUGGACAUUUCUACUUGACAGUGAACUCACUUGUCCUCACCUAAAAAGCCCGUUAACAAAAUAUCACUAUGUGUAAUUGAAAAGUUAUAGCUUAUCUAUCAUCUCAACUAUCUAACCUACAUGAUAAUCAUAAUCAGAAGAGAUCCUCUCCAAAUUGAAUGACUGCUGCUUUAAACAUUUACAAAGCACAAUAUACAUUACAUACAAAGCACACUCGUCAUUUCUUUUAGUGUGGAAGUGAGAGCUAGUAGGACCCAAAAAACUAUUUUUCCAGUCUUUAAUUUUUCAAAUUUUUUCAAAGGCUUAGAUAGGUGUAUUCUUCAGAACCACACAGCUUAUAAAUGGUGAAGUUGGGACUUAAAUUGGCUCUCUGUAGGGUCCUUUUCACAACACCAUACUGGACAACUGUACAGGAUGGGUAGCAUAAGAAUUAUUACCUCCAUUUUACAGAUGAAGAAAAUGGAAUUUCAGAAAGUAGUGACUUGCUCCAAGGUCAUAAUCUAUUAAAGUGGCAGGAUAUUAAGUCCCAAGUCCACUGCUAUCAAAUUAAGUCUCUGGGAAUUUAUUACCCUAUCAUAUGGUUUUAGCAUCAGUGGUAGCUAAAAUAAAUACAAUAUUGUAUCCAAAUAUGUAUUUUUACAUUCGAUAAAGCAUGCAUUAAAAAUUUAUGACAUAGCCGAUCAACAUAUUGGUAUACAGAUUAACAUUAUACUAAGGCUAGAAAAUGAGGUUUUUUUUUAAACUUGUUUGUUCUGCAACUAAUUUUAAUUCAAGGAAACUUAUGAAAGUUCAGCUGGUCAUAACAAUUCUUUUGUUUCAUUGUAUGUAUUUUGGAGAAGCAGAUUAUAUAUGCCCUCUCUUAUUAGUGAAAGUGUUUGAAGUAUAAGCUAAUUAGAUGAAUAGUUUCAAUAGCUGACGUUGUAAAUAUGUAUACAUUGUGUAUAGGAAAUAUUGUACCUGCAUGUGGGCUGGGUUUUUUCCUCCUUCAGUGUAAAAAUGUGAAUGUGAAAUAUGUACAAUUUUUGGAUAUUCCUACAUUAAUCACAAAAACACCAAGGUAGCCUGAAAUCAAAAUAGUAAAACAUCUUGCACAAAGAUUUACAACUAUAUUGUCAAUUGUUACACUUUUGUAAGGAGUAUGGUAAGAUCAAAUUUUAUUAGUCAAAUGUAACCAAAUUUGAAUUGUAACUUUUUCUACCGUCUUGGAAUUUUGCAUCAUUCAACUUUACUAAUUUAGUUUGAACAAGGCUUUGCAAACUGCUAUUUUGGUUCCCUCUCUACCAAAUGAGAACUUGGCUUUAUCUUUUAUUUUGGAAUAUCUUUCACUUUUAAAACUUGAAUGCUCAGCUUUCCAAAAGCUACAAUUCACUAGCUAGAACAAACAUUUCUAGACAACCCCAAACAUUUAUUUGGGUCCUGGACAAUUAAUUGGAUGAGGGGUGACUAAUUUUCCACAAAUUUUCCCAGAUUCACUAAGCCCCCAGGAGUUUGUAUUUUCCCCCCCUUAUUUUGGUCAAAGACCCCUUUAAGCUAUUGGGCUAAGCCAAAAGAUCCAUUCUUGGAAUGUUUUUAAAUGAAUAAAAUACAUAAAGUUACAAAGGAAACCACCCAAGUUAAAAUAGUUAAGCAAAAUAUUAAAAACAAAAACAAGUCCACAGACCCUAGAUUAAAAAUCCUUGUGCUUAAUCAAUAAACAGAACUCGUUAGGCUUAUUUACAAUAAACCUUGUGAAGUCAUAAAAGUUACAGAAUUAACAUGGCACAAUAAUUUGGUUAAUACCUGCUUUACCAUGAUCUAACCAUCUUUGGUCUUAAGUGUACUUACUGUAGAUGUUUAUUCCCAGAACUUGUCAUUGUUAGUAGGUAGUCUCAUUUCUCACUGGUACUUGUUAAUUCUGAUGUGCCCUCCCUGUUGUAAUUUGUAAAACUGUUCAAAGUUGUAUAAUGUAAAAGAACUGAAAGAAAAAUCAAAUGUACAGAUUGUAAAGUCUUUUGAUACCUAAUGUAAGUUUUCUUUGUUUAAUAUUUAUGAUAAAAAACAUUAGGCCCAUC